Molecule: messenger RNA, 5938 nt
Organism: Alosa sapidissima (American shad)
Lineage: Eukaryota; Metazoa; Chordata; Actinopteri; Clupeiformes; Clupeidae
Exons: 18
Coding region: 298-5649 (1783 amino acids)
Source: RefSeq, a predicted model, not a curated record
UUACAGUUUACGUCCUCCACACUUUUGCCACGGGAGGCUUUUCUACUCCUGUCACUCUCGGGUGAGACGCAGCCCAGUGCUCUUUCCCCUCGUCAACUCCACUCUGAUCUGAGACAGAACUACCCAUUUUCUUUCUUUCUUUUUUGUUUUUUAAAAAAAGAGUACUUAUUUUAGAGAGAGUGAGGGAACUCCUGUAACUUCAAAGUUUCUGUUACUGAUUUUUUAUUUUUUUUUUUUACUUUGAUGAUGAUUUUUUUGAAGAAGUGAUCACCGGCAAGGACUUUCGUCGGAGGCAACAUGAAGAGAAUCCAGCCGUUCACUAUCAGCACGAAACUGUCCGUGCCGGUCGAGUCCAAAUGCACGGAGUGUGCGGAUAUCUACCAGGCAGCUCCCACUGCGGACAAGCUGAUAAACACUCAGAACCAUCUGACCAAAGACUGCAAUGACCCACACCCUCCACACGCUUGGGCCCAACAGGUAGACCCUGCGGUCUCACCUGUCGAGGACAUUCUGGAGGACCAGACCUUGGAUUCACCCUUGUCAUCCUCCAGGUCAAUCAAAAAGAUUGCUAUAUGCACCAGCGGUGAGAUUCAGGAGGAAAAGAGCAAUGUUGUGCCAAGGCAAAGCCAGGGUGGCAUCAGCGACGAUGACAAUAACAGCAUAAACAGUAAAAAUGGCUCUGUUCCAGUCCCUCAGUCUGUUCAGGGGGAAUGUGAGGACAUUUCUACUCAGCUGAAGAACGAGCCACAUCCAAGGCUCAAAGCACGAGACCUGAAGUGUUCCUGCACUGUUCCGACAUGCCCAGCACAGCGUUCCGACGGGACAGCACGAGACCUGAAGUGUUCCUGCACUGUUCCGACAUGUCCAGCACAGCGCUCUGACGGGACAGCACAGGCCCAACAGUGGGAACUCAAGGACUUUGAGAACUCUCUCAUACAGCUCACAGCCAGCCUGGACUUCAGGGAGGAAGAUCCGCAGGAGAAGCACGAGCUUCAGGACUUCAGCUCAGAGAAACUGCAGGAGUCAGAGGACAUGGAUGACCAUAACAGACCGUGGCUGAGGUUGCACACCCUCCUGAAGAACUACCAGAAGGACCUGAUGCUGGCGCUGGAUGUGUCCAAUUUUUAUCAGCAAGCAGACAACCUGAUCAAGACCAUCAACAGCAAGAGACGAAGUGUAUCACUUCCAAACAAUCAGGGAAGGUGUGUCGACGCAGAAAUGGGCGAGAUCGCCACUCAAAUCAGAAUGCUGAGUGAGACUGCAUCGCGCCUCGCCGACCUCCACCCAACACUGGCCACCAGGGUGACGCGCAAGCAGGCCGAGGUCAAGCACAGCUGGGCCCGCCUCCAGGACACCCUCAGGAACCAGAGAACCGAGGAUCCUCAGGUUCCACCACAGUGCUCGGCCAAUGAGAAGCUGUGCAGCACCACCUCGGCCGCCCCGAGCACCGCAGAACCCGAGGUGCUCGGCAUUAUGGGAAAGGACAUCAAAGAGGAGCAGAACCGCCUGAAAGGGGUCGAGGACACUCUUGACUUGUGGGAUAGAGGGGGGUUAAUGAUGAUGACAGACACGGCUCCUGAAAGCAACACCAGAGCACAAGAUGCUACCAUUGGAAAUGUGGAGGCGGAGGAGGAGGAGUGGAAGCAGCAGGAGACUGACGCCAGCACUGUCCUCUCAGAGGACCGAGGCUCUCGACUCUCUGAACUGGUAGAGGAGUCCACUUCAUCUGCUGAUAAGACGCGGUCAUGGCUGAGGGACAACAUCGCUACGGCAUUCGACCAGGAGAAGCUAGCCGAAGAUCCGAACUGUCCAAAGAUUGAGGAGCUGCUCGAGCAAGUGGAGAUGUUGUGGGCGCUGCUGAGGAGACGAGAGGGGAGACCUGGAGCCUCCUCGGACAAACCGGCUGAAGAGGAGGAGGAGGAGGAGGAGGAGGAGGAGGUGCUGGAUGAGGUAGAUGUGCUGGGAGAAGAAGAGGAGUCAGGCCUGGAGGUGAAGGAAUGUAGCAAGGGUUCUGCACAGGCCAAAGUUCCCCCCGAGAAUGUGGGGGAGUGCGAUUCCGGAAUGCUAACAAAGUUCCUGGAACACCUGGAACAAAAGGACAGCCAUGGAAUGUGGCAGGUGGUUCACGGGCCGAGUGGCGGCGAGCGGUUCGGCUGCCUCAGUGUGGCGGCAGGGAAAGUGGAGACGCUGGAGGUGCGGGUGGACCUGAGCAAAACAGGAAGCGUGAGGAAGCCGUCCCCGGCACACCAUCAAGCCACAGAGCAACUCAUGAACCUGCUCUCCACCCUGACGCUGCGCAUCAACGAGCACCUGUCGCGCUGUGCCGAGCUCAGCAUGGACAUCCUGGAUCUGGAGUCCAACAUGGCCGCCCUCGGCGACCCCGACCUCACAGGCCUGGAGGGCCUGCAGGAGCAGCAGGACGACCUCGAGGUUGAUUUCCAUAUCAUGGAAGGGGAGGUGGAAGACAUGGAGAAACUAGCCGCUCACCUGAAAACCGUUCCCCCCGAGCGGUCAGUGCUCCUCGGGGAGGAGGUCCAGGCGACCCUGCAGGCUUGGGAGGAGGUAGGCCGCAGCCUGGCGGAAAACCGGGGACGACUCAGCAAGUUCAGACACCUGCGGGAGUUCUUCGAGAAGUACCUGGCCAUGAUUGCGUGGGCAGAGGCCACUCGCUCCUGCCUGUUCUCCUGCGGCUCUGGUGUGGCACAGACCGAGGACGAGGGCGAGGGUGAGGAAGGGUCUGUGAUGUCGGAGCUGGACCUCAGGAUCCAGCAGAAGAUGGAGGAGUUUACUCAACUCACUUCGGCUGGACAAACACUGAUGGAUGAUGGCCAUCACCUGGCUGAAAUUAUCAGGGAAAGAACCGACGAGCUGCAAAGCAUGCUGGGAUGGAUCAGAGACAACUGGAGGUCUCAGAAGGAUCAAGUGAAUCAGAGACAGAGGGCACCAGGUCGUGCGGAAGGCUCCGGAAACGCUCUCCUGGCACCCGAGAAUAAGUCAACAAGCCCGAGGCUCUCAGACUCACAGAGAGUGAAAGAGAGUCUACUUUCUCCUCAAGCUCAGCCAGUCAGUGACAAAGAUCCAACCAACCAAUCACUGAGUCCCGAGCGCCCGCAUACAGGAAGUGUGUCCAGCAGUCUCAGUGUCACAAGCGCACCGAGAGUUGCCACGGUCCCCGUUCACCCCGGCUCAGCCAGCGUCACUAGCGUCUCCAGCGUUGUCGUUGACGACCCGACGGGCAAGGUGACGAGGCCCCUGGGCAACAGCAUCUGCCUCAUCCUGAGCUUCGACGAAGAGGAGCGUGGAAUCAGCCAGGUGCAGACCCCCCCCGAGCUGACCGCAGCUGCUGAGGAGCCCUCGGAGUCCACACACAGAGUUAGCACUUUCCUACAUGUCAGCGACAACAGCAAAACCCCAGAGAAGUUUUGCGAGGAUGUUUCUGCGUCCGGAACCGGUGAGGACCAACGGCUGCCAUCAUCAUCAUCAUCAUCAUCACCUCCAAACUCCUGCUGCUCCUUCUCCUCCUCGUCAUCAUCAUCUUCCUCAUCAUCUUCAUCGUCUCCAUCCACAUCGUCCCCUUCAUCCUCUCCCUCUGUGCCUGCCGUUAGUUCGGUCUUUAUUCCCACGCUGUCCAAAAUGGCCGCCAUCCCGUCACGCCUGGACGAGAAGGUCGCGACACCAGGGAAGAAGCAGCGCAGGAGCUCCGCGCUUGGCAUUGCAGGACUGGAUGACUCAGCGUCCAGAGCGUCCACCGCCUCUGGCUCUCCUUCCUCCUCCGCUGCUGCGUACUGCACCAACACGUGGCCACUAGGCCGUCGGAGGCCGAGGCCGAGGCGUUCGCCCGCCAGCGCCGAGCUGCAGGUGUACGUGAAGCCAAACCCUCUUCUUCUUCUCAAUGCCGGCCAGACUGGGAAACCUGAGGCAGGAGCCGCCUCACGUCUGCGCGACCAGGUACACUCUCACUCAACACAGCGCAUGCCAGCAGAGACCAGCACCACUAGCAGUCAGAUCAGGAGCCAGCGGUGCUACUUAUCCCUGGGCUCCACUCUUAGCUUCAACCUGCCCAAGGACCUGGGUCAGCUGCCGUCCAUGCCUGUUCUUAACGUCCACAAUCCACCACCGAAAGACCUGGGUCAGCUGCCGUCAGUGCCUGUUCUUAACGUCCACAAUCCACCACCGAAAGACCUUGGUCAGCUGCCGCCCAUGCCUGUUCUUAACGUCCACAAUCCACCAAUGGAGAUCAGUACCGCUGCUGUUGGCUUGGGCUCUGAUACCCAGGCCUCGCGCCAACAGCCCCGGCCAACAUCCCUGCCCACUGCCCUGCCAACUGCCCCUCAGGAGCCACAGCAGAUUCCAUCCUUGUCCAAACAGAAACAGUUCAUCCUUAGCCCAGUUGAGGAAGCAAACCAUGAGACUCCGUGGGAGCAAGAACAUGAGGAGGAUCAUCUGUCUGACACUAAGGUUCCUGAAUCUUCACUGUCAUCGACAAGUGAUACCAUUAGCACCAUUAAUAGUAGUGCCACUGUUAGCUCUGGCCCUAACCAUUCCCCAAGGAGCUCUGACUUAGCCAAAGUGCAGUCAAAGGUUGCUCCGGUCAUUACCCCCCCUAAAGGUGAGGAUAAGGAUGAUGUCCAGUUAAUGGAGAUGAAGGCUAAUGAUGAAGACAGUAAGAGUAAAGCCAACGUUCAUCCACUGAAGAAGUUACCUUAUGGUGCUACUAUCAAGCCAAACCACACUUCUGUUGUUCAAGCGACGGGCUGUCUUCACAAGUGCCUGAGUGUUCACACUAAAAUUAAGGACCUCAAUGGACACAUUUAUCACAGGCCAAAAGACAUGAACUUUAUUAAGUCAAACUAUAUAGCUAGCACAACAGAAUACAGAUCUAGUGUUAGUGGGGACUCGGUGAGUUCAAACGGAAGGCUGAGUGCUCAUAAGAUCAGUCGCAUCAUAGUCUGCGCCGACGUCAAUUGUUCAGUGUGUUCUGAUACUCCCGUAUCCAUGACAACAGCCAGCUCUAAAGGCUCAAACAUUGGGGCCCGUGGCAACCGCGUGGAUUCCAUUCAGCCCGGUCACUGGGAGUUUGAAGAGGAAGAGGAAGAGCUGAAGGGGAUUUGGUAUGGUAAAGGUAACCAUGGCGACAGACAGGAAGUUCAGGCUGCUGGACUCCCUGCUGCGAGUUCAAAGGGCAAAACCAGACGGACGAUUCCAUUAGAGAAGCUAGGGGAGCCUCUGAUCCAGUGUCCUUCUCUGCAGUCCCCUGUCCAGAGGGCCCACGAAGGGUGUGACGUGUUUGUCUGCAAGGAGGAGGAGGUCACCCCUGGAAGUCCAUCGCCGUCUCAGGCUCAGUGGGGGGAGAGCAGUGGGCAACGUCUGAGUGACCCUGAGACAGCGCUUCCUCUGGAGACGGCAGAGGGGGCCCUCUCUCUUAAGUCAGAGUCCUCCAGUCGCAGUGUUCAUGAAUUUUCUGUCAACACGAAGAAGGAACCCGUGGCCUUCACCCUUAAAUUGCAAGGGGGGCCCUCUGGUUACACCGCAGUGCACGCCAGCGAGGGAGCGCUCUGUCUGAAACAUCCCGGGAGAACCGAAGAGCACACAGACAUGAGGCUUCCACAAGUCGCGCAGAGCGCAUUUAGCAUCACCAGCGCAAACUGACAAGCAUGUAGAGACAGGGCGCAAGGGAUGUUCUGGACAAAACACUGUAAAAAUAAAACUGAACAUAGAGACUGAGCCCCCCCCACUGCAAAAGUUAUAAGGCCUAGGCUACAGGGUGAGAGAUUGCUGAAUAUAAUGCCUAUUGCAUAUCGUUUACUUUUGACAGAGUGUGAAGACAGCAUGGUAUGACAUCUCUUGUUGCUCUUUUAGAGUGUUUGUGACCAAUGUUCUUCCUCGCACUCUUUUUUUGUAUUUUCUUUCGGGGAAAAUAAAGGAAACUUGCUAACAA